Messenger RNA from Suillus subaureus, 1080 nucleotides. Its product is annotated as Mn superoxide dismutase. Gene Ontology annotation, cellular component: mitochondrion. The coding region runs from base 8 to 679 and encodes 223 amino acids. NCBI's taxonomy places the organism in Eukaryota, Fungi, Basidiomycota, Agaricomycetes, Boletales, Suillaceae. The transcript is spliced from 8 exons. The record is from RefSeq and is a predicted model, not a curated record. Gene Ontology annotation, biological process: superoxide metabolic process. Gene Ontology annotation, molecular function: superoxide dismutase activity; metal ion binding.
CACCUGAAUGCUCAAUAUGUUGUCCAUCGCAAAAUCUGCUCUGCGGCCCUCUCUGGCUCGUGCGUUCGCCGCUCCCGCGACCAGAAUGUCUCUCCACACUCUUCCGGACCUGCCUUAUGCUUACAAUGCCCUUGAGCCAUACAUCUCCGAGGCAAUAAUGAAACUCCAUCACACUAAACAUCAUCAGACCUAUGUCAAUGGACUUAAUGCUGCAGAGCAAUCUUAUGCGCAGUCACCUUCCGUCAGGGAGAAGAUUGCCUUACAGUCAGCAUUGAAAUUCAACGGCGGCGGCCACAUCAACCAUUCGUUGUUUUGGAAGAAUCUUUCGCCCGCCAAUGCUGACGGUGGCAACCUUUCCGACGGUCCUCUGAAAAAAGCCAUCGAACGUGACUUCGGAUCUGUGGAAGAAUUUAAGAAAAAGUUCAAUGCUGCCACAGCAGCUAUCCAGGGCAGUGGAUGGGGAUGGCUCGGCUACAACUCUACCACCGACAUGCUUGAGAUCGUCACGACCGCCAACCAAGAUCCCUUACUUUCUCAUACACCCAUUAUCGGCGUUGACAUUUGGGAGCAUGCUUUUUACUUACAGUACCAAAAUGUCAAGGUAGAUUACCUCACUGCAAUUUGGAACGUCAUCAACUUCAAAGAGGCAGAGCAAAGGUUGGCCGAGGCCGCCAAGUAGCCCACUUGGUUUUUUUGCGUCGUUGCAUAGUAAACUUUUGUCGCACAAUGUGAUACGUUCUUAUGAUGUUUGUUUGAACCAUACGUUGAAGUUGCAGUUAAGUGCCAGUCUACAUAUGUUGUCCACUUUCACCGUAUUACCUGCAACGACCUCCAGCUUUUUUCGACCACCAAUGGAAUACAACCCUUCCGUAGGAAACGGAUUAUACGGCAGUUCUCCUGGAAACUGUAAUCAAGGUAUAUUUCAGGUGAAUUUCAUGACAGCUGCUUGUGCAGAUUCCCCGAUGAAGAAUUGGCAAGUUCAAGGUGUUCCAGACGAUAACGGAGAAUUUUCAGGGUAGGGAAUUGGCCCCGUCAGAACAUCUGCGAUGUUGCGCAUUCUCAGAAUGCCUAUGCUGCAAC